Molecule: messenger RNA, 1227 nt
Organism: Aethina tumida (small hive beetle)
Lineage: Eukaryota; Metazoa; Arthropoda; Insecta; Coleoptera; Nitidulidae
Product: endocuticle structural glycoprotein SgAbd-8
Exons: 2
Cellular component (GO): chitin-based extracellular matrix
Molecular function (GO): structural constituent of chitin-based larval cuticle
Source: RefSeq, a predicted model, not a curated record
UUUAAGGCUAUUGGUUUACUGGCGUAUGUGUCUGUCGCACAAUGCCAGAGGUACCUUGGAGGAGGUGGAGGAGGUGGCGACGGUAGUGACGGCUCCAACUUAAUAUCAUAUAGACCUCAAGAACCACAACAAGAUUACAACCAGUACGCCAACACUCCGCCGCCACCGCAAAUAUUAUCCCACAAGCAAGCCUUAAACCACGAUGGGCAGUUCAAGUAUCUGUUUAACACCGAAAAUGGACUGGCGCAAGGGGAAAGUAUUUCGCCGGACGGCACAAGAAACGGAGGCUACAGUUAUACAGAUCCCACUGGAAGAAAAAUCACGGUUAAAUAUACAGCCGGAAAAGAAGGUUUUAGAAUCCUAGAAGCUGACCACUUACCGAAAGCACCACAACCAGUGGCUCCGCUACCGGUACCUCAGCACCAAACUCAGGCGUCUUACGCCGGACCGCAAUCAUUCCAGCGUCAAGACGACGACGGACAGUACAAACCCGCUUUGUACGAACGUCCGUCACCACAAGCGCUGCAAACCGUCCCCAGAUACCUGCAAGCCGUCCAUGGGGGCCAGCCGCAACCUAGAGCGGCUUACCCUCAACCGAUUGCGGCCAGACCGGAACCUACCUCAAACUCGCUAAAUGAGAGAGAACCGGAUUAUAACGAUGCCCCUGGCAAACCGUACAGUUUCGGUACGGGGUAUAUUUUUGAAUUCUCGGGAUAGAAAUUGAAUUAGUCUAGCCGUUAUCAAAUUUAGUGUUUUAGUCUUAGUUAGCGAGUGUACACAUACGUAUGGCUAUUUUAUGUUCCUUCUGUUUCUGUCUUUUCUUUACUGUUGUUGUUCUUAUUGUGUCGCAAUUGUCUUUCACUGUUAGUUUUAGACUAGAAUCGAUCGACUGAAGUUUGGCUUUGUGAUAAAUUUAACUGAACUUGUUCAUGACUUGAAUAUUUUAAAACUAGCAUUCUUGUAGUUUUGAUCAUUUCCAGAAAACGUGGCUUUUAAUAAAAACCAUGAUAACUAUCAUGAUUAUUAAUUAAAACAAUGUUUACUAAAUAUUCUUUCAAUCUUCACAUUCAAUAUGGAUUUUUGAGUGGAUAAUAGUCCUUAAGAGAAAUAGUAUUCAUAAUUGUAGAAAAGUUUUCGGCGAAAAUGUUAUAUUAAUUUUUGUAUUUUCUUACUUAUAUAUUUAAUUUCUGUUAUGUCUCUUUAAUAAAAUGUGGAAUUUAUAUAGAA